Messenger RNA from Spirometra erinaceieuropaei, 2621 nucleotides. The record is from the annotation of a GenBank genome assembly. NCBI's taxonomy places the organism in Eukaryota, Metazoa, Platyhelminthes, Cestoda, Diphyllobothriidea, Diphyllobothriidae.
AUGCCGGAAGCGGGACCGGAUUCAAAAUUGCGCGACGAAAAUGUGCUUCUCGGUUCUGGUCUGGGAAUCAUGACGGACAGUCACGAUUUUAAUGGUCCUUUGGCACCUGAAACCACAUUCGCGUAAGUGCCUAAGGACACGGAGUCCUCUUUUGAACUCAGGCUAAUCUGCCUGUAUGACGCAUGCUUUUCUUAGUUGAAUGAUGCAGAUUGGUUCAAAGCAGAAGUAUUGUGGGUGUAGAAUAUAGACCGCAUUUUAAGAGCAUUUGGAAAAUUUUCUCCUGAGGUUUCCUCGUGUAAGUUUAUUUCUUCAUAUUCCUUUUCAUUAAAAAAUAUAUUUUUCAAAAUUUGGACGGAAAACUGACAUUUAAUUAAAAAGCCUGCAUUAGUUCCUGAAAAGAAUGGCUUAAACGAGACAUUAACCUCCAAAAAUUUUAGUAUGCAGAGAAUUAGUCUUUUUUCAGGAUUUACCUUCCUUAGCGCAGUCUUGACCGUCGAAAUAGUGACUGAGUUGGUUUACAUGUCAGAGAUUUUUCCAGUAUUUAUUUGCUCUUCAAAAACAAAAAUUUAAUUUACACACACGGUCGCGCUGACCAUAUAAAACGAUAAUAACUUUAUUCGCCAACAAAGACAACUGGCAUCCCUGUUUUAUUCGAUAUUUCAGGAUCCAGUUGCGAGUUUAUACAGAUUUGGGCUUCGGGACUACGGCUUGGACAAUACGAAAGACCGAAGGUAGUUAACUUAUAAAGAAACAGGUUGUUUUAAUUCAUGAUCAGCUGGAUUUGCCACUCUAAGCUAUGAGAAGUGCGAAUGUGGACAGAAUGCGACGGCUUCGGUAUGAAUUAUAGCAUUCAUAAUAUGGGAUCAACUAAGGAUGGAUGUGCGUAGUAUAGUACGUGAAAGGGAUUAGAGCAUUUGUAUUCCUGCAAGGAUCAGUAAGUAUAAAGUUGUCCUAUGGCCUACCAACCACUUAGCUUUUUGCGCUAGCUGUUGCCAACUUCAUUAAGAUUUUUUGUUCGACUUCAGGCAAAGAAACAGGUUUGAAGGCCAGCGGAGGUCUAUUUGCCGUGUCUGUAAUCUUCGCGGUACUUUGCGCGGUUUUGAUUAGUCUCCUCACUACUCUGCUUUCAAGCCUUCGCAGUGUGGAGCUUCAACUGGCAAAACGACCGACAGAUGAUUCGGACGAUAAGUAAGCAAUUUACCAAAAGUCCCCCGUGUAAUUAAAAAUACGAACUUCACAUUGUUUUUGCGAAAUGUCAAAAAGAUGUCUGGUCUAUCAUAACGAGUGUGAUAGAAGAGAAGGAGUGCGGGUUCGGGAAACAAGCAAGUUAUUCUAUGUUGGCGGAGAAAGCGAAUAUCAUAAAUCAUCAGCUCUCACCUAUUUAUUGGAAUUCUAGCCGUUCUCGAAACUUCCGGUCGAUGAAGUGACAACCAGGGUAGAAUUCUGGAAUACUAUGGACUAUGGCGCGCCGCACGAUGAUUGGCCACUUACCAGGCUGGAAGCCCCUCACGGAGUCUUCUCGAAUAUUUGGGUCGCGCACGCGGGCAAGGGCUUCACCCGCUUUUGACGCAAUGGCUAACGCUGAUUGGCUGACUGGUCUUAAGCGUGUAUUUCCCACUCAGUUGGCCUACUGCGACGCGCGUGGUCACGUGUUCGUUUCGCUUGAGACCGCGAUUCCAUUGUAAUUUGCGUCUCCGUAACAAUGCCCAGGCAGACUAUUCAUGAAGUCUCAAACACAGAGCGCAUUUGAAAUUCGUGUUUGGUUUAACUACAAUUAUAAAAACAACAAAAUCCAAAACGACGAUUUGUAUGUCUGGGAUUUCUUAGUUCCACUUUUCAGAAGAAGAAGAUGUGAUCACUCGAAUAAGACGUUUAGUGACCUGACGUUUCGGAUUCCCACUCAGACUCAUCAUCGGAGGCAGUAGCAAAUAAAGGUAGUAGACUGCCUCUGAUGACGUGUUCGAGGUAGAGUCCGAAACGUCAAGCUAAUAAAAUUCUUGUUCCAGUGAUCGUAUCUUCUUCUUCUUUUUCUUAUUUUGAACUGCUUCCUGAAACUCGCCUGCUCGAUACUAUUGGCAGAUCCACUUUUAUUUGCUCACUAACCACAUGAGUCAGGCAAUCCCGUAAUAUAUCUCUAUCUACACAGGUUGCAAAACAGUCGACAAUGUCUUGUCUUCGCAAAUUGAUUUUGCUAGUUUGUGGGCGGUGGAUUCUCCGCUGUGCUAUCGACCGGGGAUGCUUUGGCGAAAGAGAUCAACUGUUGUUCUACUUACAGGUAGACCAAAGAUAUGAUCAUUGAUGGAAUGAAUAUAUAAAGGCAAAAGAGCACAUGCGAACGAAGUGAUCUUAAACGCACACAAGUCAAACCUCAGUGAACAUAGACGAAAUACUCAUUAUUUAGGCUGCAACACAUUUGCCCCGGCAAAAUACAUCGUGCCCAAUAAACCAAGGAACAUGUCAGUCACUGUAACUAGCAUUUUAUAAAAUGAAAUUGGUGGUCAAGGCUUUCGAAUCGUUAACUUAACUUGACUUUUAUGUGUUCGUUUCAGGAUGUUUCAAGUAAACAAAUUUUGCCCUGACAUCUGCAACAAUUAUUCCUUUUUAGGGCGAGCGAACUUUAA